This is a messenger RNA of Triplophysa rosa, 3840 nucleotides long. Its product is annotated as sodium/hydrogen exchanger 9B2-like. The record is from RefSeq and is a predicted model, not a curated record. NCBI's taxonomy places the organism in Eukaryota, Metazoa, Chordata, Actinopteri, Cypriniformes, Nemacheilidae. The coding region runs from base 3160 to 3735 and encodes 191 amino acids. The transcript has 5 exons.
CUCACAAAUGUGACGUCCAGAUUUUCUCACAAAUGUGACCGUGCAGAUUUUCUCACAAAUGUGACGUCCAGAUUUUCUCACAAAUGUGACGUCCAGAUUUUCUCACAAAUGUGACGUCCAGAUUUUCUCACAAAUGUGACCGUGCAGAUUUUCUCACAAAUGUGAUCGUCCAGAUUUUCUCACAAAUGUGACGUCCAGAUUUUCUCACAAAUGUGACGUCCAGAUUUUCUCACAAAUGUGACGUCCAGAUUUUCUCACAAAUGUGACCGUGCAGAUUUUCUCACAAAUGUGAUCGUCCAGAUUUUCUCACAAAUGUGACGUCCUGAUUUUCUCACAAAUGUGACCGUGCAGAUUUUCUCACAAAUGUGAUCGUCCAGAUUUUCUCACAAAUGUGACCGUGCAGAUUUUCUCACAAAUGUGACCGUGCAGAUUUUCGUGCAGAUUUUCUCACAAAUGUGAUCGUGCAGAUUUUCUCAGUUAUGCAACUUCUCCCAAAACAGCAGAUAGUUCAAUUGUUUGACUUAGAUUUAUAUUACUGUUUUUUUGUGCUGGUUUAUUUUAUUGCAAAAAUUGCCCAAAUAGCUUGAAAUAGCCAAAAAAAUAGCAGCAUUCAUUUUAAACCUAAAUAGGUUUAGCCAGAGCAGUGAAGUGAAGAGUGACGUUGCUUUCAGCCAAUAGAAAAUACAACAAUUUUUGGUGUUAUUUUUUGAUUCUCAUUGGGUGGGCAAGACAGAUGUUUAGGGGGAUUCAGCCCACCCCUGCCCAUGCCAGAGCAAGCUCUGAUAUAAACACAAAAUUGUCAAAAUUCCCUUAUAAGAAACAAAGUAUCCUUGAAUAAGUAGUUUGUUUUGUGAACGUAAACAGUUGGGAAACAAGAACGAGAGAAUGAGAUGGGGUGGAAGGGGUGACAACAUUGCAAAUGCAUCCAGUUUGUUGUAUGUUAUUUGUAUAUUAAAACCAAUGCAUAAUUCAUUAUUUAUUAUUAAGAACAGCAACUGAUUAUUAUUAACAGUUUCAAUAAAUUUCAUGAGAUUAACUGAAUGAAACUUGAUGAAUGAAAUUAAUUCAAUUUCUGGCACUGGCAAGGGUGGCACGCAAGGAAAUGUUCAUGGCUUCUUCCUAUAGAAACUAAUUCCCAAUAGCACCACCUGCUGUUGCACAUGCAUUUGUGAGAAAAUCUGCACGGUCACAUUUGUGAGAAAAUCAAGCUGAGAGAAUCUCAUAAAAAGGUGAGACUUAAACACAGUACAUUUAUAUGUUACACCUUUGCAUUUUCUCUCGAAUUGCAUUAUGUAUUUGUAAAACGCUUUCUGUUUGUUUCAGAGUUUAGUUUCUUUUUCAAAAAAGGUUGCGUUUGUUUGCAAAACGCUGGAUUUGUUUGUUAAGUUUAGGCACAAUUUUCGCUCCAUAGUUUUGUAAUUCUGCUGCAGUUUGGUGAAUCUGCAAGUUAGACUUCAAAGAAACAGCCGAGGGGUUUCUUCUGUUUCACACACACAACGACAUUGUAAUGACCAUAAAUGGAUGUGGUGUGUGCACGGUUAGAUGAUCUUCACGCACACACGCUGGCACUGGCAGUAUUUAACAUGUAAUUCAUCACACUUGACACGCAGACAGCUCGACUAAACCAGCGACAACCAUUCCAAACAUCCGAACUUUAAAACAAACACUGAGAGUGCCGACACGCACACACUGAAGAUUGUCUUUCUGAGCAGCACUGAAAUUUCUACAUGAACUUUUUCCCGUAGAGCUAAAAAACGGAAUUUUACUCUAAGAUCAUUAAUUAUUCGUUUAUUUCUUAGUAUCUGGAUAUGAGAAGCAGGCACUGAAUCACUGUGUGCAGUUUUGAGGUUGUGAAGACAUGUUUAGGUUACUUUAUUGAUAGAUCCAACUAUGAGAUACGGCUUGUAGAUCUUUCCGAUCAUAAAUUUAGAGUCCAGUUUCACUAGAUCUCUCUCCGUCAGGAACUUAUUAAACCUGGAAAUAUCAAUUCCGUUGUGAGUCAAUAGAUACAGAGCUGAAGGGAAUAACAGCAGGCAGGAGACGAAGUGAUGUUAAAUAAACUGAAAAAUGAUUUAUUGAAUAAUCUCAGUCGAGCUCUGUCAAACUUCGUCUGACUAGAAACAGAUUCAAUAUGUGUUUUUAACCAUUCAAGAUUACAGUAUCAAAACAUUGUCUCGUGACGUUAUUAUGAACCUUGAGAUGGAGACCAUUGGAUACUCAUAUCAGCAUAAGAGACAAUACAACUCCCAACGAGGUUAAACAACAGGAAAGUAAGGAACAAAUAAUACGAAUAGAAUACAUAUGAUAGAUGAAUAUUGUAACAAAUGAGAUAAAUGAAAUACAAUAAUAAAAUGAAAUAAAACAAGAAACAGUAUAUGUUUCUAUCCAGAUCCAUCAUUAUGAAACAUGAGUGUGUGCCCCUAAACAAUUGGGUUUUAUUAAACAUGUGAUUCUCUGGUUACAGUUUCACGUAUAGUGAUCAAUAAAUCACGCAUACUGUAAUUCAAAGUUUUAAUAGGGCAUAUGAAGUGCUUCUGUGAUGUCAGCUGGGAGAGAAAUACAGAAAACACUCUGAAGAGUCAGUGAUGAAAGGGCCUAUAGAGUCAUGCAGUGUUUCAUACAUUCAGCGCAAGCUUUUUAAAACCGAUGUGAGGCUUUAUUUGAUCCGCUUUAGUUUACAAACCCUGGGUAGAUGAAGCAGAUCAUGGAGAUAAUCAUUUCUCUCCUGUUUCUCAUGCAAUAAAGAUGGAAAACCAGAUUUGAAGUAUAAGAUCAAGAUCAGACGGCCAUGUGUUAACUUCUCAUGCGCUAGAUUUACUUUCAUUGUUUCAUCAUUUUCUUUUCUACUUACAGAGGAGGGGAUUCAUGAAUGAACCAAUCGUAUUAAAGGGAAAAUGGUGAUGUCAUGUUAUCUCUGCCUAUGUUGUUUUUCUUAUAUAGUGUUGUGAUCUGUUGAGAUUUUCCCAGUUGUGAGUAAAGCAGAUUCAAAGACAUCGACUGGAGUCGACAGACAGAGAACUGUGUAAGUCAGUCCAAUCUUUUGAAGUAAUGAACGUCAGCAGCAGCACUAAUGAUUAAACUGUGUGUGUGUGUGCGUGUGUGCAUGUAGGUUCACACAAAGGUCAAAGUUCUUUUACAGCUGCAAGAACUUAAAGAAUCAUGGGUGAAGAGAGAGAAACACAACAAACAGACACCUGUCAUCAGACAUCCACGAAAGCAUCUGAGCUCUGUGCUAAACUGCAGAGUUGCCCAAAACCACACGGCUUUCUUGCGUCUGUGGUGAGCAGAGCUCUGUUGGGGGCGCUGUUGUUCGGGGUGGUCUGGGCUGUGACGGGUCCUGCCUGUGCACCAGGACAGAAUUUUUUUGGGCUAGUGGUUGUGUUUCUUUCUGCUGUGUGUGGAGGAAAACUCAUUAGUGUGUUUCGAUUCCCGAACACACCUCCAAUACCUGCUCUUCUAGGAAUGCUGCUGGCAGGUGUUGUGUUGAGGAAUGUGCCGUAUGUCACAGACAGUGUUUAUAUUGAUCAGAACUGGUCUUCAGCUCUUAGAAACAUCGCUCUCGCCGUGAUCCUCAGCAGAGCUGGCCUGGGACUCAACGCCUCUGCCCUGCAGCAUUUAAAAUCAGUGUGUGUGAGGGUUGCUGUUGGCCCGUGCGUUAUCGAGGCGUGUACGGUGGCUGUUGUGGGUCAUUUUUUGCUGGAGCUACCCUGGAUCUGGAGCUUCAUUCUUGGGUAAUAAUUUUUUUAUGAUUUUUUUUGUGUGUGUCGGUUAUCAAAUGUAAAAAGGAGUUCCCUUUCUGUCAGUCUCUCGACGUUGUGUUGAACCGACAGAUGGGGUUCG